AUGUAUCAUAGAUUAACUAGCUGUGGUACUUUAUCGGGAGUCCUGCGGCAGUUUGCCCGAAGUAAUUCCUCGGCAAAAUCUCGAUGGCUGAAUCGACAACAGUCGGACCCGUUUACGAAAGAAGCUAAAGUUCAAGGAUUAAGAUCCCGAGCAGCUUUCAAACUGCAGCAGAUAGAUGACAGGUUUCGUCUAUUCCGAAAAAAUGCUAACCAGAGUGUUUUGGAUUUGGGAUAUGCGCCAGGAGCGUGGUCUCAGGUAGCACUUGAAAGAACAAGUCCCAACGGCGUGAUAUUGGGGGUCGACAUUUUGCCCUGUAAUCCACCUCGUGGUGUAAACUCGAUUCAAGCAAAUAUUCUCUCAAGAAAGACCCACGAACUGAUACGCAUAUUCUUCUCUAAACGGUUCCAACUAUACCAAGAAGACCAAUUGCACAGGGACCAUGGUUACUUUCAGCACAUGCUAGAAGAAGUUAUGUUUCUCUCUAAACAAGAACGAGAAGCCGGAGAAGCUACCCAAGAUGUUGAAAAACACCCAAUUGACGUAGUCAUUAGCGACAUGUAUGAACCCUGGCCCCAGACAACCGGAUUUUGGAACAAUUUUACUAAUUCUGCUUAUUACAGGAUGGCAAACACAUCUGGUGUUGCUAUUAAGGACCACUGCAUGUCAAUGGACUUGUGUGAUGCUGCUUUAAUUGCAGCCAUCGAUUUGCUCAAGCCUGGGGGAUCCUUUUUGUGCAAACUAUAUACAGGCAAAGAAGACAAACUUUUGGAAAAUCGAUUGAAGCGGGUCUUCAAAGAUGUUCAGAGAUUCAAGCCGACGGCUUCGAGAACUGAAUCGAAAGAGCUAUACUUCGUCGGUUUGAGAAAGCGCAAGGAUGUUGAUAAGCUAAAAGUGUUUUUAGGGUAG
Molecule: messenger RNA, 906 nt
Organism: Lachancea dasiensis
Lineage: Eukaryota; Fungi; Ascomycota; Saccharomycetes; Saccharomycetales; Saccharomycetaceae
Source: the annotation of a GenBank genome assembly